AUGGCUGUGGACGGUACAGACGAGAAUAAUUUGGAACAAGGUAUUUACACAAAAGAUGCAGCCCGUCUUCGAAAGAAUGAUCGCCGCAGAAGAUCUUUAUCUGAUCGCAGUCUGUCUCAGAAGUGUGGAGCCUGGGCCUCACAUUUCCAGCGGCUCUUUGUGUCGUUUAUCGGAGCGGAUUGGAUCUUCCUCAUGAUCCUGGGGUUCAUCAUGGCCGUGUUCAGCUUUACUAUGGAUAUCUUUGUUGACCUCUUCACAGAGACACACAGGUGGAUCUACGAUCUUGCAGACAGUCAUGUUGUCUUGCAGUAUUUGGCGUGGGUCGCUUAUUCUCUGUUUCUAAUGUGUUUCGCAGCAGGAUUUGCAAACAUAGUGUCAGUUCAGGCCGCUGGGUCUGGGAUUCCUGAAACCAAGACGUCUCUGAGAGGAGUGAUGCUGCAGGAAUAUUUCACCUUCAAAACAUUAGUGUCCAAAGUCAUCAGUCUGACCUGUGUGCUCGGAAGUGAAUUACCUGUGGGCAAGGAGGGUCCGUUCGUGCAUGUCGGCAGUGUGUGUGCUGCUCUUCUCUGCAAAUUCAUGUCGCUCUUCAGUGGCAUUUAUAAGAAUAAGGCCAGAAACGAGGAGAUGCUGACGGUCGGAUGUGCUGUGGGAAUUGGCUGCUGCUUCGCUGCUCCUAUUGGAGGUGCGUUAUUCAGCUUAGAGGUCACAUCUAUGUUUUUCGUCGCACGAAACUACUGGCGUGGAUUUCUGUCUGCUACGUUCGGUUCCUUCAUCUUCAGACUUCUGCCGGUGUGGAACAGACAGGAAGAGACACUUACGGCUCUUUAUGCAACAAAAUACAGGCUGGACUUUCCUUUUGACCUGCAGGAGCUUCCCAUCUUUGCUGCGAUGGGGAUCGUAUGUGGCUUUGGUGGCGCCUUCUUUGUGUAUUUGUAUGGAAAGAUUUCUCUGUUUGUGAAGAAGCAGAAAGCCACGAACAGCUUCCUCAUGAAGAAUUGUUUCUUAUAUUCCGCUUUGGUCUCUGUGCUGAUUUCAACGCUCACUUUCCCUCCAGGCUUUGGGCAGUUUAUGGCUGGACGGCUCACACAAAGGGAUUCCUUGAUUUCAUUUUUUGACAAUCGUACCUGGUCAAAUCAUUGCAUCGUAGCAGACUUUGAUCAUGACGAUCACCUAGCCGCCUGGAAACAUCCGCAGGCUAACGUCUUCGUUAUUCUCUCCGCCUUCGUCAUCAUGAAGUUCUGGAUGUCUGCUCUUUCCAUAACCCUUCCUAUACCAUGUGGUUCCUUCGUUCCCAUUUUCGUCAUUGGUGCUGCGUUUGGCCGUUUGGUGGGUGAAGGUUUGGCCACGUUGUUUCCCGAUGGAUUUAACAUUGAUGGACACAUAUACCACAUAGUGCCCGGAGCGUAUGCUGUUAUAGGAGCGGCAGCGUUAACGGCAGGAGUCACUCACACGAUCUCGACUGGCGUGAUCAUGAUGGAGUUGACGGGUCAGAUCAAUUACGCUCUGCCCAUCCUCAUCUCUGUGAUUCUGGCCAACAUGGUCUCUCAGAGUCUUCAGCCUUCCAUCUAUGACACGGUUAUCCGCAUUAAAAAGCUGCCUUACCUGCCCAUGCUCAGCUGGGGCCACCGAGAGAAGUAUGAUAUUUAUGUGGAGGACUUUAUGAAAAGAGAAGUUCGUUAUAUCACGCUGAACUCCACCUACAGAGACGUAAUCAAGAUCCUACGUUCAGGAAAUCUGAAAACACUGCCUUUGGUGAAAUCUGCAGAGUCAAUGCUCUUGCUGGGUUCUGUCGAGCGCGCUCAGUUACUGGGGCUCUUAAUGCAGCGAUUGCAACACCUGCGAGAGGAAAAUGCAUCCACCAUGCCUGUCAGAUACAAGGUUCACUUCCAGACGUCCACAGAAGAAUCUGCAUCCGCUUCAACCACUAAACCUCUGAAAUCUGCUCUGAAGAAGCCGUCUGUAGAUGAAGAAGAGAUUACAAGUGUUUAUGAUUCUGGCCUCAACUUAAAGAAGUUCUUCUGUUCUCGUCCUGACAUCGAGGCAAUGGAGGUGAGACAUCCAGCACACACUAAUGUGCUCCAGAAAUUUACAGAGUGGGAGGAGCAACAGAUGGACGAGCAGGUGAACUUCAACAGCUGCAAGAUUGACCCCGCCCCCUUCCAGCUGGUGGAGCGCACUUCACUGCACAAGACUCACACCAUGUUUUCUGUGUUGAAUCUGGAUUACGCUUACGUCACCAGCAUCGGACGACUUGUCGGAGUUGUUUCACUGAAAGAGUUGCGUGAAGCGAUCGAAGGCUGCAUGCCGGCAGACGGUGUGAGGUUGCGUCCUGUUAUGUCCACUUUCAGAGACCGAGGCGUUCGAGGAACCAGGACCGAAACCAUCGAACUCCACCAACUACUGGAGCAUCAGAUCAGCUGA
This is a messenger RNA of Sinocyclocheilus anshuiensis, 2421 nucleotides long. Its product is annotated as chloride channel protein 2-like. Gene Ontology annotation, molecular function: voltage-gated chloride channel activity. Lineage: Eukaryota; Metazoa; Chordata; Actinopteri; Cypriniformes; Cyprinidae. The record is from RefSeq and is a predicted model, not a curated record. Gene Ontology annotation, cellular component: plasma membrane. The coding region runs from base 1 to 2421 and encodes 806 amino acids. Gene Ontology annotation, biological process: chloride transport; transmembrane transport. The transcript is spliced from 22 exons.